AUGCAGUCUGCACAAAUUUGCACUGGGAGUAUCCAGACCAGCGCAGUGGUGACUAACACAAGGGAACGGAAGGCUUUUUUUUCCUCGGGGAUCCGAGAUCGUCUGCGUGUUUUUGACGAGGAUCAGCCAAGAAGGGGUGGGCAGGGCUGUAAUAGAACCAGUGGCAAUAGUAAAUAUGUUUAUCAGCCUAUGACUCCAGUAGAAAAGCUUCCAAGCACUGAAAUACCUGUCCGGCCUCGGGGAGCCACAAACACCAUACAGAUAUCUGUCUCACUCAUGGAACACUUUUUGAAGUUUGCGCCGGUCUUCCAACCACCAUUAGCCCCAGAGUCCCCACGUUUCUGCACAAUCUCGGACCUCUUUAUUGACAAUUACCGUGUGAAGUGCAUCAAUGGGAAAAUGUGUUAUGUGCAAAGGCAGCCUCCUGCUGUACCUCAUAAAAUGAAGCCUCAGGAGGUCCCCACACGCAAUGCCUUAAUUUUGAGAGAAAAUAAUACACCAAAAAUAGAUCAUUGCUCUUCCCCCUCCAGCUCUGAGGACUCCGGGAUCAAUGCUGUUGGGGCUCACUAUAUGGAGUCAUGUGAUGAGGACACAGAGGAAGGGGCAGAGCUAAGUUCAGAAGAAGAUUAUAGUCCAGACAGUAGCUGGGAACCGGACGAGUGUCCCCUCUUAUCACCCUCACAAUGUGAACUAGAAGUGAUUGAGACCAUAGAAACCACAGUGUGAAAUCCUAAGCUGGAAGUUAGCUAGGCAUACUUAAAACAAUACUGGUUUUCUAACAUUUAUACUGGCUUUUCUGACAGAUCUUUUUUCCAGUGCACUUGAUAUCCCACAAGGAAUGCAGUAACAGUAUUUAGCCAUCUGUGAAUUACUUUAUACUAAUUGUACCACGAAGAGUCGGACAUGACUGAAUGACUAAACGAACGAACGAAUUGUACCAAUAGAUUUCUUGUAUAGCUCAAAAGAUGUCACCAGACGGACAUCUUUAUUUACAGAUUACCCUUGAUAUCGUUAAGGGGCAGAUAAUUUCCAUAGAUGCAAUCAACUUGUAAGAUAUUCCUACUAAUCCUACAUUUAAAACAUUGGUUUUAGAUUACUGUUAUGAAGCAAAUUCUUUCAUGCUCUUAGAAAACACCAACAGUAAGUGAGCCAUAUGCUUGAUGAGCAGAGCUGAAUCCACAAACAAGCCUUCUUUAUUCAAUUUUAUUAUGUCAUAUAGGAAGAGGUUAUACCUCCCACCAGAAGCUCUCCUGUCAGUGCACCCCUUUCCAAAUAAUCUGCAGACACCAUUCUUUGGCAGCUGCAGAGUCACUCGGUGGGGAUUCCCUGCAUAAACACAAUAUUCUCUUAACAGUUGGAACCCUGUCUCCAGAAAAGUGAGUGACCAAGUGGCUUAAACAAAAAUCCUCUGGAGGGUGUGUUUUUAUACUGCCAUCUGGCCAGAUUCCAUUGGUCACUUCUUCAGUCUGAGCAAACACUGCUUAAUUAAUUCACACAUUGAAUCUGAAGGCAAAGUGGAUUUAGAUGUGAAGGCAUUGUGUAUAUAGAAGGAGCUGCCAGGGUGAAGUGGACUCAUCAGAUUGUCACAUAUAGGGUAUAUUCACACAACUACACUUUGAGUUUAUUUUUUCGAGCCAGCCACAUGUUUGAGUUUGAAUUAUCUCAUAGCAAAACAGAUUAAGGCCUUACAUUCUGCUUGUAAUGGACAGCUGUCAUGUGCCAAUGAUGUGCUGUUGCGGGGUGGGGGAACAAUGCAAAUCAGCAGCAUGUUAACAGCUUCUGUGACAAACAGAUUCACACAAUCUUUUCUGGUGUGUUUGGUGUCCAAUCCAUGCACACUGAAACUGAAAAGCAUGUCAAAUAGUGUUGUAUGAAUUGGUAAUAAUGUGACAACAUUACAAAAUAGCUUGGUAUUGAAAUGGGGGAAAAGGCUAUGCUAAUUCAUUCCUACUUAUUAUUCCAUGAAUUUCUGCUUAUUCUCAUUUGGUUCUGGAUGCAAUUUCAGUAUGGGAGCCAAAUUAUUAUCUACUUAAAUGGGCCAUUGCCAUGACUAUUAGGGAUGAAUGGUGCUAGAUAAAAGAGAACCGCUACUGUAGUUUUAGCUGUUGGAACAUUUGGAUUUAAUCAAAGACAACUUGAAAAAGAGGUAACUAAUCGGUCUAGCUGUUUUGCUCAUGUCCCCUGAACCUUCCUUAAUAAUUGUGUCUCAUUAACAGAUCUAGAACAGAUGAAAAGUAUACAGUGGUCAGACAGGUCUUUAAAUCUCUGCUGUAUUUGUACGUCAGCGUUAGUUGUGCACUACAUGAUUAUGCUACCCUCUAGAGAGGAAUGUCCUGCUAAUCAAUUCAGACAUGGUAUUCCUUUGAGCUGUAAGGAUACGUGAUUGUUUUGCUGUUAGGGGUUACUAUAGUCAGAAAAUUCCAGUACUUUAGCAGUCCUUUGCCAGCAGAUUUGACAAGACACUUCCAAACCAUGUGCUACGACCAUAAGGUUUUUUUCCUAAUCUUUUUUGCUGCAGCUCCAUAUGGUAAAUUGUUUUUAAUUUAACAAUUUUUUUUCUGUAACAGUAGGGCUGCUAUGAAUAUGGCCCUAUUUUGUAACACUUUGGUUAAUUCAGUUUCUGUAAGUCUUGGUGAGAAUGACAACAUAUAAAUAUGUACAGUUGUAGCUCUCA
Molecule: messenger RNA, 2674 nt
Organism: Pogona vitticeps (central bearded dragon)
Lineage: Eukaryota; Metazoa; Chordata; Lepidosauria; Squamata; Agamidae
Source: RefSeq, a predicted model, not a curated record